UGCAAAUUGAAUAAAAAUGAAUUAAUUGUGAAGUUGAAUUCAACGUAACCAAAAUGGCGUCCACGUUUCCUCCUGACUGUUUACUGCGUGACAUUCGAACCGGUGCUACUAGCACAUGGUUUGUUUUUUAAAUAGUACCUCAAAGUAAUCAGACCGUCUGAAAAAACAGAAAGUGAAAGAUGCCGAAGUCCAAAAGAGACAAGAAAAUCACACUUACAAAGACCAGCAAGAAGGGACUGGUUCUGAAACAACAGAUCGUCGAAGACAUCCGUAAAUGUGUAACAAAGUAUAACAGCAUUUUUUUGUUCUCCGUUCAAAACAUGAGAAAUAACAAACUUAAGGACAUCCGGGCUGAAUGGAAGGACAGCAGGUUCUUUUUUGGUAAAAACAAAAUCAUGGCGCUUGGCUUGGGCAAAUCUCCCGAGGAAGAAGUCGAAGAUGAAAUACACAAAUUAUCUGCCGCUCUCAAAGGCCAGUGUGGGCUCCUCUUCACCAACAGACCUAAGGAUGAGGUCUUGGACUGGAUGGAACAAUAUGGUGAAGAGGAUUAUGCACGCUCAGGUUUUGUCGCAAAUGAGACAAUAACAAUACCUGAGGGACCGAUGCCAGAGUUUGCGCACAGUAUAGAACCACAUUUGAGGCAGUUGGGACUUCCCACAUCACUUCAAAAGGGAGUUGUAACAUUGCUCAAGGAUCACGAAGUUUGCAAAAAGGGCCAGACACUCACUCCAGAACAAGCCAGAAUACUGAAACUCAUUGGCAAGGUAUUAGCAACAUUCAAGUUAACGCCUCUUGGGGUAUUUGUCAAGAGUGAAGGAUACAUGCCAAUUGCUACAGAUGAUAACGAUGAUAAUGAAGAUGACAAUGUAGAGAUGGAAACAGAAGACACAACAGAUACCUGAAAUCAGAAUUAAAAAUGACCUAAAAAUGUACAUAUUGAAUAAAAAAUUGUUUUUCCAUU
Molecule: messenger RNA, 961 nt
Organism: Neodiprion fabricii
Lineage: Eukaryota; Metazoa; Arthropoda; Insecta; Hymenoptera; Diprionidae
Gene: RpLP0-like
Product: mRNA turnover protein 4 homolog
Exons: 4
Coding region: 180-902 (240 amino acids)
Biological process (GO): ribosomal large subunit assembly; rRNA processing; nuclear-transcribed mRNA catabolic process
Cellular component (GO): preribosome, large subunit precursor; nucleolus
Molecular function (GO): RNA binding
Source: RefSeq, a predicted model, not a curated record